UCAUUCUUGCAUUUCUCGCCGUUCUACAUAAAUAAGUUUGUACCCGAGUUUUAAGUUCCUGUUAAAUUUAAAAAUGUCUUUUGAUGCUAUACCUAAAGAUCUGCGAGGCCUACGCGCAUGUUUGGUUUGCUCCCUUGUUAAGACCUUCGAUCAAUUUGAGACUGAUGGCUGUGAAAACUGCGAGGAGUUCCUGCGCAUGAAGAAUAACAAGGACAAUGUCUAUGAUCACACGAGUAACAAUUUUGAUGGCAUCAUCGCACUGACAACACCUAACGAUUCCUGGGUGGCAAAAUGGCAACGACUUGUACGCUUUACGCGCGGCAUCUAUGCAAUCUCCGUAUCGGGCACACUGCCACAGUCGACUCUGCGCGAUAUGAAAAAUCGAGGAAUCGUAUACAAGACAAGGGACAGAAGUCAGCGCUAGGAGUGGUGUAUGUUAGCGUACAAAUAUGUAGUUUAUUUUAAGUAAUAACAAAGUACCACGAGUACGUACAUCUAGAAUAAAAUACAGAUUUAAGAGAA
Drosophila novamexicana is the source of this 522-nucleotide messenger RNA. It is a transcript of the gene spt4, whose product is annotated as transcription elongation factor SPT4. Gene Ontology annotation, biological process: positive regulation of DNA-templated transcription, elongation; regulation of transcription elongation by RNA polymerase II; mRNA processing. Lineage: Eukaryota; Metazoa; Arthropoda; Insecta; Diptera; Drosophilidae. The record is from RefSeq and is a predicted model, not a curated record. Gene Ontology annotation, molecular function: RNA polymerase II complex binding; zinc ion binding. The coding region runs from base 74 to 424 and encodes 116 amino acids. The transcript has 3 exons. Gene Ontology annotation, cellular component: DSIF complex; nucleus.